AUGACAAUCAAGGAUAAUAUAUUAGAUGCGGAGAAUCUUGGCAUUGUAGAUUUGAAACCUGCCUUCGAAAAAAGAUAUUUGAAAGACGAUGAUCAAAUACGUCUCAUCUUGGAAUCCCGAGCCAAAAAUACUACUAGGUCAAAGCGUUCGCUCUCGGAUCUUGGUUAUAAUUACAAGUUCCGUCAAGCUACUGCGUUAAAGCCUGAAGAGGUCAUAAGAGCCAUAAAAGCACUCAAGUAUGAGGGAAAGAUCAAAGGGAGCAACUAUUACUUUAGCAUACCCUCUCGCGAGUCAGUUAUCUAUGUUAAGGAGUACGAUCAGAUCCUUCUUAAGGAGAAACUCUUUCGGUGUUCCUUUCGUAACCUAAAAAUGUCUCAUAGGGCUACAAUCACAUCUUGCAUACUGUCAAUCAUCUCGUAA
This is a messenger RNA of Lactuca saligna, 420 nucleotides long. NCBI's taxonomy places the organism in Eukaryota, Viridiplantae, Streptophyta, Magnoliopsida, Asterales, Asteraceae. The record is from the annotation of a GenBank genome assembly.